AUGAGUUAUAUCACUGCUUAUGAUGAGAAGAGAAUCUGUCGUGAUCUUCCAGCAGUAAAAGGGGACAAGUGGUGUCAGUCGUUGAGUGAUGCUGGCGUUUACGUACAUGAUAACGUCAGUGAGCCUAUUUCUCUAUUGAUUGGAGCUGAUAUAGCAGGACGUCUGUACACAGGAAAAAUACACCAAACAGAGCAAGGUCCUACUGCUUCAGAAACAAAAUUAGGCUGGGUGCUGCUUGGAAAAGACAGCACAAGUGAACAAAGUUCUCAUACCGAUGCAACGUUGGCUGUUUUCACCAUGUUUAGUGAAAAUGCAAAAAUAACUGAUCUCUGGGAUCUUGACGUACUAGGAAUUAGGGAUCCUGUUGAGACAUUGUCCAAAGAAGCUCAUCAAGCCAAGGUUGUGAGACAAUUUCAAGAGACUACAAGACUCAACGAGGAGGGGAGGUACGAGGUUCACUUACCAUGGAAGGAAAACCACCCACCUUUGAGCAACAACAGAGCUAGCGUAGAGAAGCGCCUAGUGAGACUGACGUCAAAACUACAUGAUGAGCAUUUGUACGAUGACUACCAGGCAGUAUUUGAUAGCUGGUUAAGCGAUGGCAUAAUAGAACAAAUAUCUGUCAACGAGAUAGAAAAUUCAGGGUACUAUUUGCCACAUAGGCAUGUAGUGAAAGAAAACAGCUCAACACGCAUACGUCUAGUCUUCGAUGCAUCUGCAAGCUGCAAUGAUGGACCUUCUCUAAACCAAUGCUUAGAAACUGGACCUAAUUUGAUAGAACUCAUAACAAACAUACUCUUGCGUUUUAUGAGGAACAAGAUAGGCGUAGCAGCCGACAUUAAAAAGGCUUUUUUGCAAAUAGAAGUAACUCCAGCAGACAGAGACGUCUUAAAAUUUCUGUGGUGGAAAAGGGACAGUCCACAUGAAAUGAUUGUUUACAGACAUCGACGAGUAGUAUUCGGUGUGAACGGUAGCCCUUUUCUGUUGGGAGCUACUAUAGAACUUCAUUUGGACAGUGCUUUGAAGAAUUCCGUUUCUAACGAGGAAGAAGAAAUUAUCAAGAAACUCAAGAAAUCCUUUUAUGUCGACAACUGUGUUGCAAGUGUUCAAUCGCCUGAAGAAGAGUCGAAAUUUCGAAGCACGGCCACCGAAGUUAUGCUGCGUGCUUUUGAUCUACGAGGCUGGGAACGUACACACGAUGACGCAGAAAAAUCGAAGAGUUCUAUUUUAGGUCUCAUUUGGGACAAAAGAAACGAUUGUUUAUUAAUAAAUGCAUGUUUUACAGGUGAAAUAAAACAGCCACUGAAAAAAAAAAAAAUAUUGUCCACCGCACACAAGAUCUUUGAUCCACUGGGCUGGGCUUGUCCGACUUUGCUGUGUCCAAAGUUACUGCUACAACAAUUGUGGAGUAAAAAUCUCGCUUGGGACACAGAGGUGCCGCAUGAAGUGGCAAUGGAAUUCACCAAAUGGCAGUCUCAACUUUCCCGGCUUGCUGAACUCAAAAUUAAACGCUGGAUUUUUGAAGGUGUGCAAGAAAAUAGCGCCCAGUUGCAUAUGUUUGUCGACGCUAGUAAAUAUGCCUACGCCGCUGCUCUGUUCAUAAGAAUACCGACAUCGCAAGGCGACGCUAAUGUACAUUUAAUACAAGCAAAAGCACGAGUGGCACCGACUAAGAAAGUAUCUAUUCCACGCAUGGAAAUAUUGGCUGCGACACUCGGAGCGAGAUUGAUGAGUACUGCGCGAAAAACGUUGGAGCUUUUGCAAGCACAAGAGUUCUUUUGGAGCGACUCCACUACGACGCUGUCAUGGAUUACAAGAAAUAAGCAGAGGUCGAGAUUAAUUUUGAACAGAGUGCAAGAAAUCAGAGAGCUCACUGAUGUUGCGGCGUGGCGUCAUGUACCUGGCGAGUUAAAUCCUGCGGACCUCCCCUCGCGUGGCUGUUCUGUGUCUCAACUUGUCGAAUCGCAAUGGUGGAAUGGACCAGCUUGGUUAAAGCUUGCAGAAUCGGAGUGA
Trichogramma pretiosum is the source of this 2013-nucleotide messenger RNA. RefSeq lists its product as uncharacterized. Bases 1 to 2013 code for a protein of 670 amino acids. The transcript has a single exon. The record is from RefSeq and is a predicted model, not a curated record. NCBI's taxonomy places the organism in Eukaryota, Metazoa, Arthropoda, Insecta, Hymenoptera, Trichogrammatidae.